Messenger RNA from Asparagus officinalis (garden asparagus), 621 nucleotides. RefSeq names its product pentatricopeptide repeat-containing protein At1g62680, mitochondrial-like. Gene Ontology annotation, molecular function: protein binding. The transcript has a single exon. NCBI's taxonomy places the organism in Eukaryota, Viridiplantae, Streptophyta, Magnoliopsida, Asparagales, Asparagaceae. The coding region runs from base 1 to 621 and encodes 206 amino acids. The record is from RefSeq and is a predicted model, not a curated record.
AUGAAGAAGAUUUCUUCGUCAGCCAUACUCCUCUCCAAAUCUGAAACUAAUGAAGAAAUCUAUGGCCAUGGCCGAUCCUCUUCUUCUCUCGACAACACGAGAAAAUUACAGGACAUUGUCAAGCAACGCUGCCGGCCAACUAGUCACCUUGAGAUCGGAGAGGCGCUGGGUGUGUUCGAUCAAGUGCUCGAUUCGAAUCCCAAGCCACCGGUUUCCUCAUUCAAUAGCCUGCUCAUUUCGGUCCUCGGAACAAUCAAGAAGACCCACCAUCAAAAUCCAAAUCUAAUCAUCUCGUUGUUCAACAAGAUGAACUGGGUCGGAGGCAUUUCACCUGAUGACCACACCUGCAGCAUCUUGAUCGACUGUUGCAGCGGCAUGAAGCGUGUGGGUCUUGGUUAUGGAUUCUUUUGCUCUAUGAUUAAACGAGGCUGGACCGUUGAUGUUGUAGCUCUCAACUCCCUUAUCAACGGCCUCUGUAAACGAAACAAGGUUGACGAUGAGGCCAAGCUGCUCGAUAAAAUGCCUCAGUGGGGAUGCAAGCCUGAUGUGGUCACUUAUAAUACUAUUAUCAAAGGGCUGUGUAGUCUCGGAGCUCAGCAGUUGAGUUCCUUACGAAGGUGA